AUGACUGGUAGUCCAGUCUCAUACAGACUUCUCAGAACAGGCGGCCGUCUUACUUCUCUAAUUCUCUCGCAAAUCUCUCGUGACUCUCUUUAUGAUGGUCUCGUUCUUCGAGUCUCUCUCCCGUCUUUUUGUAGCACCAUGACCCGUAAUGGUUGCCUGCGGGUGCUCACUCACAUCUUAUAUCCAAACACAUUUUUUUUGCUCAGAGGAAACCAUGAAUGUCGGCAUCUAACAGAAUAUUUCACAUUCAAGCAAGAAUGUAAAAUAAAAUAUACAGAGAGAGUUUAUGAUGCUUGUAUGGAUGCUUUUGACUGCCUGCCCCUGGCAGCCUUAAUGAACCAACAAUUCUUGUGUGUCCAUGGAGGACUGUCACCUGAAAUCCAUACAUUAGAAGACAUAAGAAAAUUGGACAGAUUCAAAGAACCGCCAGCCUUUGGCCCAAUGUGUGAUAUUUUAUGGUCCGAUCCUCUGGAAGACUUUGGUAAUGAAAAAACAACAGAACACUUCACACAUAAUAGUGUUAGGGGUUGCUCAUAUUUUUACAGCUAUGCAGCAUGUUGUGAUUUUUUGCAACAAAAUAAUUUAUUGUCUAUUAUCAGAGCACAUGAAGCCCAGGAUGCUGGGUACCGCAUGUAUAGGAAAAGUCAUCAGACUGGAUUUCCAUCAUUAAUAACAAUAUUUUCUGCACCUAAUUACUUGGAUGUGUACAACAAUAAAGCGGCUAUUCUAAAAUACGAAAACAAUGUGAUGAACAUCCGACAGUUCAACUGCUCUCCACAUCCAUACUGGUUACCAAAUUUCAUGGAUGUAUUUACAUGGUCCUUACCUUUUGUUGGAGAGAAAGUUACAGAGAUGUUGGUAAACGUCCUCAAUAUCUGCUCAGAUGAUGAGUUGAUGACAGAGGGAGAUGACACAUUUGAAGUUGCUGCCAGAAAAGAAGUCAUCAGAAAUAAGAUUCGAGCUAUUGGCAAAAUGGCAAGAGUAUUUACUGUUUUGAGGGAAGAGAGUGAAAGUGUUUUGCAAUUGAAGGGACUCACCCCCAAUGGUUUGUUACCUCUUGGUGCACUGUCAGGUGGCAAGGAUACUUUAAGAAGUGCGAUCGAUAAUCCGAACGAGGAACCAGCUAUCAAAGCCCCUUUUUUCUCUUUUUUUUUCCUUUUCUCUUUGUUUUUCCUUUUCUCUUUGUUUUUCCUUUUCUCUUUGUUUUUCCUUUUCUCUUUGUUUUUCCUUUUCUCUUUGUUUUUCCUUUUCUCUUUGUUUUUCCUUUUCUCUUUUUUUUUUUUUCCUUUCUCUUUUUUCCUUUUCUUUUUUUUUCCUUUCUCUUUUUUUCCUUUCUCUUUUUUUUCUUUCUCUUUUUUUUUUCUUUUUUUUUUUUUUUUCUUUCUUUUUUUCCUUUCUCUUUUUUUUUUUCUCUUUUUCCUUUCUUUUUUUUUUUCUCUUUUUUUUUUUUCUCUUUUUUCCUUUCUCUUUUUUUUUCUCUUUUUUUCCUUUCUCUUUUUUCUCUUUUUCUUUUUUUCCUUUCUCUUUUUUUUUCCUUUCUCUUUUCCUUUCUCUUUUUUUUUUUUUCUUUUUUUUCCUUUCUCUUUUUUUUUCUCUUUUUUUUCCUUUCUCUUUUUUUCCUUUCUCUUUUUUUCCUUUCUCUUUUUUUCCUUUCUCUUUUUUUCCUUUCUCUUUUUUUCCUUUCUCUUUUUUUCCUUUCUCUUUUUUUCCUUUCUCUUUUUUUCCUUUCUCUUUUUUUCCUUUCUCUUUUUUUCCUUUUCUUUUUUUUUUCCUUUCUCUUUUUUUUCCUUUCUCUUUUUUUUUCUCUUUUUUCCUUUCUCUUUUUUUUUUUCUUUCUCUUUUUUUCCUUUCUCUUUUUUUUUCUUUUCUCUUUUUUUCCUUUCUCUUUUUUUUUUCCUUUCUUUUUUUUUUCCUUUCUUUUUUUUUUUUUUUUUUUCCUUUCUCUUUUUUCCUUUCUCUUUUUUUUCCUUUCUCUUUUUUUCCUUUCUCUUUUUUUUUUUCUCUUUUUUCCUUUCUUUUUUUCCUUUCUCUUUUUUUUUUCUCUUUUUUCCUUUCUCUUUUUUUUUUUUUUUUUUCUUUCUUUUUUCCUUUUCUCUUUUUUUCCUUUCUUUUUUUUUCCUUUCUCUUUUUUUCUUUCUUUUUUUCCUUUCUCUUUUUUUUUUCUCUUUUUUUCCUUUCUCUUUUUUCCUUUCUCUUUUUUUCCUUUCUUUUUUUCCUUUCUUUUUUUCCUUUCUCUUUUUUUUUUUUCUCUUUUUUUUUCCUUUCUCUUUUUUUCCUUUCUCUUUUUCCUUUUUUUUUUUCUUUCUUUUUUUUCCUUUCUCUUUUUUUUCCUUUCUCUUUUUUUUUCCUUUCUCUUUUUUUCCUUUCUUUUUUUUCCUUUCUUUUUUCCUUUCUCUUUUUUUUCCUUUCUCUUUUUUUCCUUUCUCUUUUUUUUCUUUUUCCUUUCUUUUUUUUCUUUCUCUUUUUUUUUCCUUUCUUUUUUUUUUUCUUUUUUUUCCUUUCUCUUUUUUUCCUUUCUCUUUUUCCUUUCUCUUUUUUUUUCCUUUUUCUUUUUUUUUUUUUUUUUUCUUUUUUUUUUUUCCUUUCUUUUUUUUUUUUUUUUCCUUUCUUUUUUUUCCUUUCUCUUUUUUUCCUUUCUCUUUUUUUUUCUCUUUUUUUCCUUUCUCUUUUUUUCCUUUCUCUUUUUUCCUUUCCUUUUUUUUUUUCCUUUUUUUUUCCUUUCUCUUUUUUUUUCUUUCUCUUUUUUCCUUUCUUUUUUUUUCCUUUCUCUUUUUUUUCUUUUUUUUUUUUUCCUUUCUCUUUUUUUUUUUUUUUUUUUUUCUUUCUCUCCUUUUUUUUUUUUUUCCUUUCUCUUUUUUUUCCUUUCUCUUUUUUUUCCUUUCUCUUUUUUUUCCUUUCUCUUUUUUUUCCUUUCUCUUUUUUUUCCUUUCUCUUUUUUUUCCUUUCUCUUUUUUCCUUUCUCUUUUUUUUUCCUUUCUCUUUUUUUUUUCUUUUUUUUUUUUUUCUCUUUUUUUUUCCUUUCUCUUUUUUUUUCCUUUCUCUUUUUUUUUCCUUUCUCUUUUCAAACAGAAACUCUCUUUGCCAUUAUUCUUGCAGGCUGGAGUCGACCAUUUCAUGCAGGGGAACGAGAUGCUGGCCUCUCACUUCUCCAAAAGGUGGGAAUCCAGCUCUAAACGUCUCUCCAUUGAUCUCACCUUCAGCAUUCAAGGACGCUUUGGUCCUCCUCCUCUUCUUCCAGAACCUCCCACUUUGUCCCAUUUCUCUGAUCCCACACCCACCUUCCAAUCCCACUCUCUCUUUCUCUUGUUUCCUUACCACUCCAUAUUUUGUGGUAGUCUGUUCAUCUUUGUCUCUCUGUUGGUGAUUCUUUUCUCCACUACUUUACUAUCACCUAGGACGCGUAUAUGCCUACACUUACACUUUUUAAAACAGGGUGAGCGGCCUGGCUUGUUUGGUAGACUGGUAUCUUAA
Messenger RNA from Acanthosepion pharaonis, 3471 nucleotides. Lineage: Eukaryota; Metazoa; Mollusca; Cephalopoda; Sepiida; Sepiidae. The record is from the annotation of a GenBank genome assembly.